AUGAUUUCAUCCAACAUCGCAUUGCUGGUCAAACAACCAAAUACAUAACAUCCAGAUAUCACAGUGAGUUAACCACUACURCAAGAACACACACACAGAAUCAGUGGAUUUGAAUCAUCGYUAUGUCGUGGCUGGGAGUAGARGUGUCAGUCAYGACGAUACUAGUUCUAAGCCUUUUUCCUUUCAAUGCAUUUGGAAGCCUAGAAUGUGUCCUCCACAUAAAACUCGACUCAGUGGAUCGGUCAGCGGGUUUUCCAUUAGGUCGCGUCAUCAGUUGUGACAAGUMUGACAUCACCAACAAUCUAUGGUACCGCUUUACUGGUGCCGCAGGCUCAGCCAUGUCAACAAGCUGUGUACCAGAAAGGCACUGUGGARCCCAUUCUCCUGGUUGGCUUAAGGGACCGCUUCCUUCUAAGUCCCAGGGCGUGGUCAAUCGUAGAGUAUGUUAUCAUUGGCAAGGCGAUUGUUGUAAGUUUCAAAAUAAGAUUCGCGUACGAAACUGUGGWAAGUUCUUUGUAUAUCGACUUGUCAAACCACCUCACUGCAACCUUCGUUACUGUGGAAACGCUGGCCAAGGUACACCAGCACCUACAARGCCYCAAACAAAACCUCCUACAACCUCUCUCCCAGUCCCUAUAGAAUGCCAAUCAUAUACAGCGCUCAGUGAUGCAGAUCGUGCUCCGAGUUAUCACGUGRCCCAGCCUAUCAAAUGCGACAAGAAUGACAUCUCUAAAAAGUGGUACCGCUUUACUGGUGCUGCCGGCUCAGCCAUGCCAACUAAUUGUGUAUCAAAGAACCAUUGUGGAACCCAUGCUCCAGGAUGGCUAGACGGGUCUCAUCCUAAGAAAUYACAUGGAAUUGUUACUCGYAAAGUCUGUUUCAGCUGGAAUAACAACUGCUGUUUCUGGAAUAACAAUAUUCGUAUUAGAAAUUGCGGAGGGUUUUACGUGUAUGAACUGRUCAGGACCCCACAAUGUCACCUGCGAUAUUGUGGGAAUGGUCAAGCACCGACAAUAAAACCAGCGAUUACCACGAAAAAUCCAGGAAACUAUCCAAACGAAUGUCGCACUUACACUGUGUUAUCAUCGAGAGAUCGAGCCCAAGGGGAGCAUAGAGGAAAUCUAACAAAAUGCGACAAACAUGACCUCACCAAGAGAUGGUAUCGUUUUAYGGGUGACGCUGGAACUCAGAUAGCAACGUCAUGUGUACCAGACCAUCAUUGUGGUACCCACUCCCCUGGSUGGAUGCGAGGCUCUCAUCCCAGGCAAGGAGACGGUGUCGUUACACGAAGGGUGUGCUAUAACUGGAUUGGUAAUUGUUGUCAUUGGUACAACAACAUACGUGUAAGGAAUUGUGGUGGUUUUUACGUAUACGAGCUCAUCAAACAGAACUAUUGUUAUUUGCGUUACUGUGGAAAUGGAGGACCAGGUAGGUCACGCAGCUAG
Messenger RNA from Exaiptasia diaphana, 1445 nucleotides. RefSeq lists its product as uncharacterized. Lineage: Eukaryota; Metazoa; Cnidaria; Anthozoa; Actiniaria; Aiptasiidae. The coding region runs from base 123 to 1445 and encodes 440 amino acids. The transcript is spliced from 9 exons. The record is from RefSeq and is a predicted model, not a curated record.